Molecule: messenger RNA, 967 nt
Organism: Rubroshorea leprosula
Lineage: Eukaryota; Viridiplantae; Streptophyta; Magnoliopsida; Malvales; Dipterocarpaceae
Source: the annotation of a GenBank genome assembly
AGUGCGGGGGAGAAGAAACGGUGGGGAAAGGAAAACGGAGGAGAAAUGUCGACGGUACUCGAGGUCAGAGAUGAACGUCGAGAACCUCUUCUCCACAAUUCUUCACCUCCCCUUCCGCACGGGGAGCUGACUGACGAAAACGAACCAGAGAUCAUCUCUUCCUCACCAUCCGGCGCAUCAGAGGGAACGGAAUCCACUCUCAAAGGAUCAAAUCAACGCCUCGUAUCUCUCGAUGUAUUUCGAGGCCUCACCGUCGCGAUACAAUUUACCAGCAAUUUUCCUGCUAUGGAUUUGAUGAUUUUGGUUGAUGAUGCUGGUGGAGCUUUUCCAUCUAUCAAUCACUCUCCGUGGUUCGGUGUGACAAUAGCAGAUUUUGUAAUGCCAUUUUUUCUUUUUGGUGUUGGUGUCUCUAUUAGUCUUGUGCUCAAGAAAGCUUCUGGCAAACUGAUGGCAACGAAGAAAGUUGUGCUGAGGGCAAUCAAACUCUUUCUAUUGGGCUUGUUGCUACAAGGUGGGCAUUUCCAUGGCUGUAACAACUUAACAUAUGGAGUUGAUGUGGACCAAAUACAGUGGCUAGGUGUACUACAGAGGAUAUCAAUUGGAUAUCUACUGACUUCAGCAUCAGAAAUCCGGCUUGUUAACAAUAUCAUGGUUGACUCUGCAGCAGCAUUUGUGAGGAAAUACUAUGUUCAGUGGUUGGUUCUGUUAAUAAUGGCGUGGCACCCUAGAAUGAAUAAUUUUCAGAGAUCUACUUCUCACCAUAGAAUUUUGAGAGCAUUUAGAUAAGCUUUGUUCCCCUUUUUAUGUUUUUCAAAUGUUUGCUUUUUCUAUGGCGUGCGGGAUUUUUGCUCUCCUACUAUUAACAUUUUACAUGUGCUUGCUGUAUGGUCUUUAUGUUCCAAACUGGGAAUUUCAAUCUCCAAGCAUGAAUGUGUCAGUUUAUGGAUCUGAUACUCAAAUUGUGAGU